Messenger RNA from Carica papaya (papaya), 1697 nucleotides. RefSeq names its product sulfate transmembrane transporter (gene MOT2). Gene Ontology annotation, molecular function: molybdate ion transmembrane transporter activity. Lineage: Eukaryota; Viridiplantae; Streptophyta; Magnoliopsida; Brassicales; Caricaceae. Gene Ontology annotation, biological process: molybdate ion transport. The record is from RefSeq and is a predicted model, not a curated record.
UACAAACUGGCCCCUCCGAAUAAUUGGCUCUUUAUCUUUUUUCAACGGAUAAUACUAAGAAAAAUAUUAAUUGAAUCGUAUGAGUGGUUCGAUGGAUCCCGAGUCGUCAACCAAUGAAACCACCACCACAACUCCUCUUCUCCGGCGGCCCGGCUGGUUUCACGGCCGUCUCUGCAACUUCACCGGAAUCUCCUCCGAGAUAUCGGGAGCUGUCGGCGACCUCGGCACCUUCAUCCCCAUCGUCCUCACUCUCACUCUCGUCUCCGGUCUCGACCUCUCCACCACUCUUAUCUUCACCUCCUUCUACAACAUCUCCACCGGUCUUCUCUUCGGCCUCCCCAUGCCUGUUCAGCCCAUGAAGUCCAUCGCCGCCGUCGCCGUCUCCGAAUCCCCACACCUCUCCCCUUCCCAAAUCGCCGCCGCCGGCGCAUCUACCGCAGCCACCCUCCUCUUCCUUGGCGCCACCGGUCUUAUGUCCACCUUAUAUCGCCUCCUUCCUCUCCCCGUUGUUCGUGGCGUCCAGCUCUCCCAGGGCCUCUCCUUCGCCUUCUCCGCCAUUAAGUACAUUCGCUACAAUCAAGACUUCGUUACCUCCAAGUCCACAACUCCCCGUCCCUGGCUUGGUCUCGACGGGCUCGUCCUCGCUGUUUCUGCUCUCUUGUUCUUGGUACUCUGCACUGGUUCCGGCGAAAGUUUCUCCGGCGAAGAUGACGUCAGCAGCAGCACCGUCUCUCCGUCUCGCCGUCGUGUACACAGGAGAUUGAGAAUUUUGUCUGCCAUUCCCUCUGCUUUAACAGUGUUUGCAUUUGGGUUGUUAGUAUGUUUCAUCCGCGAUCCUUCCAUCAUCAAGGAUCUGAAAUUCGGUCCAUCCAAAUUCCAUGUGUUGAAGAUCACAUGGGAGGAUUGGAAAAUCGGGUUUCUCAGAGCUGCAAUUCCUCAGAUUCCCCUAUCCGUAUUAAAUUCAGUGAUAGCAGUCUGCAAAUUGUCUGGAGAUUUGUUUCCAGAAAGAGAAUUAUCCGCUACCAAGGUUUCUAUCAGCGUCGGAAUCAUGAAUCUAGUGGGUUGCUGGUUCGGCGCCAUGCCGGUUUGUCAUGGUGCAGGUGGGUUAGCGGGUCAAUAUAGAUUCGGGGCGAGAAGCGGGUUAUCAGUGGUGAUUCUUGGGUUGGGGAAAUUGAUAAUUGGAUUGGUGUUUGGGAAUUCAUUCGUGAGAAUUUUGGGUGAAUUUCCAAUUGGGAUUCUGGGUGUUCUUUUACUUUUUGCUGGGAUUGAAUUGGCUAUGGCGUCGAGAGACAUGAACAGCAAAGAAGAUUCAUUUGUUAUGCUGGUUUGUGCUGCGGUUUCAUUGACCGGUUCUAGUUCUGCUCUGGGUUUUGGGUGUGGGAUUUUGCUCUUCUUGUUGCUGAAAAUGAGAAGCAUGGAAUGUUCUUCUUCUGGGUUUUUUCUCAAUUUCAAAUCGGAUGACAGUGGCGCCUGAUCAAAUUCCUAAAACCUGGAAAAUGGUGAAGGUCAGACUAAGAUUGGUUUAUGUUUUGUUAAUCAAGAUUGAUUACUUAUUGUUCUAGAGAAAUUAUGUUUGUAUCAAAUUAAAUUCUAUCAGACAGAUUGGGUAAACUAAUGAUCGAAUGAACGAAUGUGUUAGGCAGUUGACCGGUGGCACUGCAUUUGUAGUAACCAAUCAGCUUCUUUAGUUCCUUGAA